Coccinella septempunctata (seven-spotted ladybird) is the source of this 9084-nucleotide messenger RNA. RefSeq names its product helicase domino (gene dom). Gene Ontology annotation, cellular component: Swr1 complex. The transcript is spliced from 23 exons. The record is from RefSeq and is a predicted model, not a curated record. Bases 202 to 7872 code for a protein of 2556 amino acids. Lineage: Eukaryota; Metazoa; Arthropoda; Insecta; Coleoptera; Coccinellidae. Gene Ontology annotation, molecular function: ATP hydrolysis activity; ATP-dependent chromatin remodeler activity; ATP binding.
CCGUCGCCAUGUUUAUAGAACGAUGUGUCCUUGAUGUGUUCUGCUAAAAUGUUGAAAAUUGUAGAUAUAUUUCGCUUCUGAAAUAUAACGUGGAAUACCUAUUUGUAGAACAAAGUGUGACAAAAACUGUAAUAAUAUUUGCAAUUGCGGAUGACUAAGAAAUACUAGAAUAAUUUGUGAUCAAAGAAUGACAAGAUUUCGAUGAGCGACGAAACCCCGGGGGUGGGGCAGGGUGCUCUGCCCCCGCGUGAGGGCUCCAUGCUCUCGCGUUCAGUGGCAGAGCGCCCUGCAAUGAGAUUGACUCAAGUCGCAGGAGGUCAGUAUGUGUUGACCACCCAAUCACCAGGAGGAGUUCCAGCUCUGGCACAGCUGAGCCCAGCCAAUCUUGGACCCAAUAGCUCUAACUUACAACAGGCUGGAGUAACUAGAAUAAUAAGCAUCAGUCCGUCACGAAGUGGACAUGCCUCAACGCUAAGGCCAAGUCAGGCUAACCAGUCCAUAGUUAAUGUCUUGACAAAGCCCAGAGUGAACACCAAUCUCCGCUUGCAACUAUUUCAAAAUGUAGAUGGCAAUGCCUCAGUUCCCCAGUUGACUCCCACCUCAAGAUCGCCUUUGAAAAGGCCUGUUUCGACGGUAAAUGAGAAGAGAGAUGCUUAUUCAGCUAAAUUACAAAGAGUUAUGAACCAUAGGAUAGUUCGAUCCAAGUUAGUCAAAGAAAAAUACAAUGAGCAUUUGAUGGAGUUGUACUUCUUGGAAACGGGAGGAAAUCUCCUCGAUCUUCAUCAGUUUGCCAAAAGGCCAAAAACUGCACAUUAUUUGGCUUACCUAAAAGAGCAUGCGGUUGAUCCCAAAGAAUACAAUGAAAAUAUUAGUAGUAAUAGUAAUAGUAUUCCCAUACCACAGAUUGUGCCAAGUACUCCUUCAGCAACACCUGUUAGUUCAUUACCUGGAAUCUCGCAUUCCAAUUCAACUGUUACCACCAUUACAGAAUCUACACCUAAAAACACUCCAAAACAGAAAACUGCCCAAGGAAAUCAGGAACAAAUUAUGGAGAAGGCUAAGCAGGAAGCAUACGUGGUACAACGAAUAUCCGAUCUUCAGAAAGAAGGUCUCUGGUCGGAAAAACGUUUACCAAAACUCCAAGAAAUGCCUAGAAUAAAAUCACAUUGGGACUAUUUAUUGGAAGAAAUGGUGUGGUUAGCUGCAGACUUUGCCCAAGAACGUAAAUGGAAAAAAGCAGCUGCUAAAAAAUGUGCAAAAAUGGUGCAGAAGUACUUCCAGGAUAAGGCACUAGCCGCCCAAAGAGCAGAAAAAGCUCAAGAACAACAUCUUAAACGAAUAGCUGCUUAUUGUGCGAAGGAAAUUAAAAACUUUUGGAACAAUGUCGAAAAAUUGGUUGAAUACAAACAGAAUACAAUACUUGAAGAAAAAAGAAAAAAAGCAUUAGACCAACAAUUAAGUUUCAUCGUCGAUCAAACUGAAAAAUAUUCUCAACUCCUUGCAGAAGGAAUGAAUAAGAGUGUGAACGAUUCGUCUCAGGUAGAGAAGAAUACUUCUUUGGCUUCGGAGUCGAGGGUGAAUUCUGAUGAUGAAUUUCAACCCGACAAUCAGAGUAGUACCGACGAUGAAGAAACCAUAGAGCAAGAGGAAGCAAAUAUUGAUGCUGAAAGACAGAGUGAAGAAGUGGCAGCUUUACAGAAGGAAUCUGAAAUGGAUUUGGAAGAAUUUCUGAAGGAGUUGCCCAAAGACUAUUUGGAGAAUAGGGAUAAAAUAAAAUUUAGCGAUGAAGAGAGUGAUCAGGAAAUGAAAGUAAACAAUAAGAAUGAAAAAGAGGAUGCUGACUUCAAAGCUUCAAGCAGUGAAGAAGAUGAUGAAGCGACGAUUGAAGAACAAGAGAAAAAUGAGAGCUCAACAAAUCAUGAAGAAGAACUGAAGGAUCUGGAGGCAGAAAAUGAAAUGAGUAUUGAAGAACUUCGUAAGAAAUAUGGAAAUCUUCCUGAUGUCGCUGAAAAUUGCACUUCCGAAUCGUCUUCUGAAGAUGAAGAAAGCGAAAAAGAGACUGAGGAUAGUGAAGACGAGGUCAAUGCUUCUGAAGAUGAAAAGAGUCAAGCUGGUCUGGAAUUGUUACUAGAUGACUCUAAAGUGAGAGAGGAUAAACAGACUGAAAACGAUGACUUAAUCAACGAUGCCGCAGCGAUAGCGGAAAGUAUACAACCGAAAGGAAAUACUCUGUCUUCUACAAAUGUUUCCACAACUAUUCCAUUUUUACUUAAAUACUCAUUGAGGGAAUACCAACAUAUAGGUUUGGAUUGGUUAGUAACAAUGUUUGAAAGAAAAUUGAAUGGAAUAUUGGCAGAUGAAAUGGGAUUGGGUAAAACAAUUCAAACAAUAGCUCUCUUGGCACAUUUAGCAUGUGAAAAAGAAAACUGGGGUCCCCACUUGAUCGUGGUUCCAACAUCUGUUAUGUUGAAUUGGGAGAUGGAAUUCAAAAAGUGGUGUCCAGGUUUUAAAAUCCUAACUUACUAUGGUUCUCAAAAGGAAAGGAAAAUGAAAAGAACUGGAUGGACAAAACCAAAUGCUUUCCAUAUAUGCAUUACUUCCUAUAAGUUAGUGAUUCAAGACCAUCAGAGUUUCAGAAGAAAAAAAUGGAAAUAUUUAAUUCUAGAUGAAGCUCAAAAUAUCAAGAACUUCAAAUCUCAGAGAUGGCAGCUGCUUCUGAAUUUUCAAACCCAACAACGUUUGCUGCUCACUGGAACUCCUCUACAGAAUAAUCUGAUGGAAUUAUGGUCGCUUAUGCAUUUCCUUAUGCCAAAUGUAUUUCAAUCUCACAGAGAGUUCAAAGAAUGGUUUUCGAAUCCGGUUACUGGGAUGAUUGAAGGAAAUAAUGAAUAUAAUGAAAAUAUCAUCAAAAGAUUGCAUAAGGUAUUGAGGCCUUUCCUUCUUAGGAGGUUGAAAUCAGAAGUUGAAAAGCAAAUGCCAAAGAAGUAUGAACAUGUGGUUAUGUGCAGGCUAUCUAAGAGACAAAGAUUUUUAUAUGAUGAUUAUAUGUCACGAGCAAAAACAAAAGAAACUCUAUCAAGUGGAAAUUUGUUGAGCGUUAUAAAUGUACUAAUGCAAUUGAGAAAAGUGUGCAAUCAUCCAAAUUUAUUUGAAGUUCGUCCUACCAUAUCUCCGUUCCAAUGUGAAGGUGUUACUCUCCAUAUACCCUCUAUUAUCUUUGGUGCAUUAGAGUACGAUGUAUGGAAACACAUAAACUACGUAUCUUUGAAUCUCAAUCUUCUCUCUAUGGAAACAUAUGUUAGUGCUUAUCAAUCUUAUCGUGCAAGAACACUAUGUACUCCUGCAAAAAUUAUUGAGCUGAACCAGGUACCUGAGGAGAUUCCUCCUUGUCCCCCAUCUAGACUUAUUAUGAGAAUAAGAAAACACGACAAUGAUUCAAGUGUCAAAGUUGAGAAAAAAGAAUCUAAUAAUGGUAGAGGGAUACAUCAAAACCUAAAAUUGAAGGUCGGACAACCAUAUAGUAUGCAACUUGUACAACAGCAUGGUGGAAUUGUCAAAGCUAUUCCAGUUAAUAUUGCACAAGGUGCAACUGGCAUUUCUUCAGCUAAUAUAUCUAAUGCCGCCUCAUUACUGAAAACUGGAGACAAUAAGAUAUCUGCUAGUUUUGCACAGUUAGUGCAAACGUCUACAGGGAAACAUUUGUUAUUGACAUCCACUCCAAAUAUUGCUGGAACUACAAGUGGAGCAGCUCAAAAACUAACCUUGCUAUCUAAACAUCCCGUCUCAACAGCUACCAAUGCCCAGCCUCUCCACAAAGCAUUUGUGAAAUUUCAACUCACUUCUGUUAAUGCCCCUCCAACAAAUACAUUGACAACGUCCAUUCCAAAGUCUGGUGUUAAGGAAUUACCAAAGGUGGGAUCAAAGUUCAUAGAACAGUUGUAUUCCAAUCAGACAAAUCAAAAUAAUUUGGAUGUCCGAUGGGAAGAUACCCAACAAAAAGAGCAAAAAGAAUCCCGUGAAAUUGAUAUGAAAGUCAGACUGAAAAUAAUGUCUGAAAUAAAUGAAAGACGUAUGAUGGCAUGUCCGAUUUAUGGAAGUGACUUACAUGCUGCUAUUAAAAUAACGAAUUUAAAGGCAGAAAAAUGGUGUAAUGGCAGGAGCAUUUGUUUGGAUGCUAUGAGACGAACAAAUAUUGACAGUGAAGUUCUGAAAGGAGUUUUAUAUACUCCAGAACGAAGAAUCGCCGAAAUGGCGCCAAUUACAGAUAGAUUCAUUUUUUAUGUUCCUUCUGUGAAUGCACCUCAGCCAGAGCUUCAAGUUUGGCAUCCUCACCCAGGAGCAUAUAAGGACAUAAAAGAAGUGCCUCAAAAACUGGCUACAAUAUUCUCGAGGCCAACAUCUGUAUUACAUAAGCUAGCCUCCGCCAGGGUUACGCAGUUUCCAGAUCCUAGACUGAUACAGUACGAUUGUGGAAAAUUACAAACUCUAGAUAAACUCCUGAGGAAACUUAAAUCAGAGGGUCAUCGAGUGUUGAUAUUCACUCAGAUGACUAAGAUGUUGGACGUCUUGGAAGCUUUCCUUAAUUUCCAUGGCCACAUUUAUCUGAGGUUAGACGGUACUACUAAAGUAGAUCAGAGACAGAUACUGAUGGAGAGAUUCAAUGGUGAUACAAGAAUAUUUGCUUUUAUUCUCUCAACAAGAUCGGGUGGUGUAGGAGUUAAUCUAACUGGGGCCGAUACUGUGAUAUUUUAUGAUUCCGAUUGGAAUCCGACCAUGGAUGCCCAGGCCCAAGACAGAUGUCAUCGCAUUGGUCAAACUAGAGAUGUACAUAUUUAUAGGUUAGUUAGUGAACGUACAAUAGAAGAAAAUAUACUGAAAAAAGCCAAUCAAAAAAGAUUACUGGGCGAUUUGGCAAUUGAAGGGGGCAAUUUCACCACAGCCUAUUUCAAAAGCUCCACCAUACAGGACCUCUUCAACAUUGAUAAUGCUGAAGAAAGUGCCGCGAACAGAAUGUCUGAAGUUCUUGAGAGUAACAGAGAUAGAUCAGAAGCUCUUGCAAGACGGACGAAUUCUCCAAACUCUACGCCUGGCGAUGAAAAAGUGGCCAUUGGAGCUCUGGAGAAUGCUUUGGCUGCUUGUGAAGAUGAUCAAGAUGUUCAGGCUGCUCGAACUGCUAAGGCUGAAGCUGUUGCAGAUUUGGCUGAAUUUGAUGAGAAUAUUCCAUUGGAAGAGGUCAAAGAUAAGGAGCCUGAGAUUAGUAGAGCAGAACAGGAGAUUGAGAAUGUCAUCAAGAAGCUGAGCCCUAUUGAAAGAUAUGCAAUGAAUUUCAUUGAGCAGACAGAAUCUGCCUGGUCAGCGGAACAAUUAGCUGCAGCUGAGCGACUGAUUGAAGAACAGAAACUUGAAUGGGAGCAGAACAGAUUGGCUGCCAUGAAGGAAGAAGAAGAACGGCGAGCACGUGAACUAGAGGAAGAAAAUGAUCUGUUGACUUUUUCAAGGGAGGAUGCCAAUAAUCAGGUUUGGCUUUCUGAUAAUGGCAAUGAGCAAAUGCCUAUGUGGUGCCCACCCACACCACCUCAACAAGAGAACGAUGUAUACAUUGACAAUGCUGUCUCCUUCCUUUAUGAAACUGAAAUAAUGACGGAAAACCAAUUACCUCCCGUUUAUGUAAAAAAAGAAGCUAAACGAACUAGAAUUGAAGCUGGAUUAUCUGAGGGGAGACGUUCAGUCAAAAUUCCUAGAAAAGAGGAGAUUGUGAAUGCUCCGAAAUCUAUAUUCCAUCCACAUGCUCUCUUCAAGAUGAGGCGAGAUGUUAAAUGGCAGAAAUAUAGAAAUUUGAUCCGACCAGGUAUUUCUAUACCGGGAAAAGCAACUUCUAAUAAAAUUGCCGGAGAUCUACCUAUAUGUCACGAAUGGACUAUACAUGAGGAUAUGGGUCUUCUCAAAGUUAUACAAAACUUUCAAAAUCUGCCCAUUAAUUUAAUGAUCACAUCCCCUGCUCAUACACCAAAUUGGGAUUUUGUCGCAGAUUAUGUGAAUACAGUAUCGAUCACUUACAGAUCACCGAAGCAGUGUCGGCAGAGGUACGAUUCAGUUCUGAUGCAGCGUGAAGAGGGCAAACAAAUAUAUGACCAAUCUAUGCGAAAGAAGAAAAAUAAGAAUUCAAGUCCUCAAAAGUUCGUUUUUCAACAACAAAAAUCGAACCGACCUAUGAGGACUUUACAGCUGUAUACUCAAGACAAUAACUCGAGUUUUUCACAAACUAUCACCCAGAAAUAUGAUGCCAGUUUGGCUCAUUCAAGUAAACCUAAGCCUCCUGAUAGAACUGCGAAUAAUAUACUUCCUAAGAAUCCAAAACAUACAGUUGUAUGGAAUGAAUGCGGCAUCGAUUUUGAUCAUCCACUGCUUCCAACAGAUGUUGCUGUUAGAAGGGCUGAAAGAAUGGCUAGAGAAAAGAAGAUGACAACUGAAGCAAGAAUGCAGUUGAUGAAAGGCAUUGUAGGUCAAGGCCAGUCUUCAAGUACCAGCGCAGUAUCAGCAGUGUCAACAAAUAUCCAAAAUAUUACUCCAACCCAAACUGCCGGUAACGGAACUCCAGCGAUUGUGACUGUGACUGCUGCUACUACUGGUACUACUGCACCGAGUACUCCAAGUACUAUAAGAGGUCAGAGAAUAAUCGCAUCUCCACUUCAAUCAUCCACCGUAGUUUCAGUUUCGAAUUUGAGCCCUGCACAACUGCAAGCAGCUACACAAAGACUUAUAGUCUCUGCUAAUUCUGCACAAACCAAGAGUAUUGUUACAGGCCAAGGAGUACAAAGUAAAGCCAUCAGUCCCGCACAGUUGCAAAUGAUCAGGCAAGCUGCUUCUCUCAAACAACAAGUUAGGCUUCAAACUCAAGGAUUGAAAACCUCAACUGUUACGAUAGGAGGACAGGCUACUGUUGUUCAGUUCACUCAAGCACAACCCAGGCCCCAGUUUGUCAGGCAAGGCACUGUCCCUCUAGGCAGUAAAACAGCAAUUACUCGUACAGAUAGUGAAGUUGCUCAGAUUUUGAAAAAACAACAACAACUUCAGCAACAGAAGGCUCUGGCUGCAGCUGUCGCUAGUCAGUCAAAUACAAUUCAAAAUUUAUCACCACAAGUCUUUGCUCAUGCUUUUCAACAGGCAGGAACUUCUGGCACUCCUGUAGCAACAUUGGUCAAAACCGUUUCUAGUUCUGGCGUUUCUCAGGCAGUAACGAUACCGAUUGCAUCAGCCAAGUCUCUAAAUUCUCAGCUGAAAGCAAAUCCCCAACAGAUACGUCAACUUCACAUACAGCAACAGCUAUUAGCACAGAAGAAAUUGGGAACCCAAAAAGUGAGUAUUGCUCAAGUUGCGGGUACGAAAACAAACAUGCAGACACAGCUUAUAGUCGGAUCAAAGCCUCUACAAACAGCCAUGACUGUACAGCAAUUUCAACAAGUUAUAAGAUCACCUCUUGGUGUAUCACAAGGACCUGUAGUUUUAGCAAAAGGAACUCCGAGAGUUAUUCCAGUGAAUACUGGUCCAGGAACUAAACAAACAAUUCAGGUUGUUGCAGCAACAUCUCAAGGUCUUUCUUCUGGAUUACGCCCUCAAUCUUCUUCAACUCUCGCAGGCGCACUUGCGGGUUUGAAAGUUCAAGGUCAAACUGCUAGUCAAACACAGCAAGCUCUACUAAGUCAUGUUUCCGCUGCUUUGCAAAGCCAAAGUGUAGGUGUUCGACAGGGUAGUCCUGUAAGAAUUCAAACUUCCAGUGGUACUCCCAUAGUUGCAGUUUCUGUACAAUCUAAUUCAAGUAUUGGUAGCCAGAGUGUUAACCCUGACCAAAUCACAAGAUUCAUGAAAAAAUGAAAAGAUUAUUCUUCUUCAACUGUUUUCAUUCUCUCUGGGAAUAACAUGUGCACAUUGCUUGCAGACAUUGAGUUUAUUUAGGAGUAUAAUUCGAUAAAAUUGAAACAUCCUCUUUAUAUUUAUUCAAAGGUGAACAAUCUUAUAAUGAUGAUGUAAUGUUUUUAUAAACCAUGGACUUUUAAAAUUCAUAAAUAAUAUAAUUUUGAUUUUUGGUAUGCCCAAUGAAAGCUGGGAUAUUAUAAAAAAUUAUAAAAAAAAAACAAAAUAAAAAACUAAAAUGAAAUGCUAUUUUAAAAAAAAUUAACUUCUUGGUAAUGGUUGUUUAAUUUGACUUGAUGUAGAAUGACGAGCGAUACAAAAAUAUAAUACAUAUGCCAAAACAAAUCUGGAUGUUAGUUAUAUAGUAGCUCUAAUCUUGAAUACCGUGAAAGAACGGUAUUUACUCACACUUCAAAUUCAGACGCACUUGAUAAAAUUUUAAUAUUUCUUUUUCCGAACUUUUCGAAAACUGCAACCACUAUUUAAUUAUUUUUUAUGGUUUUUUCUGUUUUUUAUGGUCUUUCAUGACAAUAUUUUAUUUGAAUCACUCCAAUUUUGUUUGUAUAUAGAUCAAAAAAUGAUAUAUUGAAAAAGUUGAAUGUUUUGGUUCAUAUUAUUAUUUUGAAAUCACGAGGUUUCAAAUAAUGGAUAAAAUUUGGAGUAAAUAAAUUUCUCCAUAGAUGUAUGGGGUGUUUGUUCAGAAAUAAAAUUUCAGCCUUACAUCAAAACGGGUCUAAUAUGGUAGUGUUCAUUACUGUAUUUAAACAGCUAUGUAGAUAUUUGUAGUAGUUUUAUCACAUCCAUCUAUAUAGAGCCAUCAUUCAAAAAUUCUUGUGACUUCAGCUGUACUGUUUCACUUCCAUUCAUCAGUUUUGUUUUUUCAUUGCACCACUUCUUUUUUUAUAAAUUAUGUAAUAAUAAGAUACCACCACACUUUCAAUUAAUAAUACUUCAUUUUAUUCAUAACUCAUAGUGUCUAUACUGUGAUAGUAAAACUUUUUCAAGUAUUAUUGGUCCUCUGUGUUUUAACUGAAGAUUGAUGUACAUAUUAGCUGAAAUAUACUCCAAGCAAUUGUUGUAAUAUAGGAAUUUUGUUAAUGCACGAAGACUUGUACAUAUUUGUAUAAUAAUUUUACAUUGUAGGUAUGUGACAAUAAAUAUAAUUUUUUAUAA